AUGUCCAUGUCCGACGACGAGCCGUACGACGCCGACGGCGAUGUCAGCCGCUUCCUGCUUUGCCCUAGCCCGGAGGCUCACUUGUUCCCCUUCUCUGAACCGGAGGGCACUCUCGUGGGGCUCUGCCAGAAUGCGCCGCCGACCGCUGAUGAAGUCCAGGGCCACCAGGCGCCACAGACGCUGAACGCGGCGCCGGAUUUAUUGGGCCACCAGGCUCCGACGACGACUGAAUUCCAGGGACUCCCGGCACCACAGACGCUAAACGCCGCGCCGGAUUUUGGCCUCCAGCAGGCGCCGAUCACUGGAUUCCAUGAUCACCACGCGCCACAGGGGCUGGGAGUGGCGCCGGAUUUUGGCCUCCAGGCGCCGACCACUGAAUUCCAGGGACACCCGCCGGCGCCCGAUUUCAGCGUUCCUGUGCCAGCCAUCGACGCCGCCGAGCACUAUCAGGCGCCGAUCAUCAACGCUGAGCAGUAUCAGGCAUCGGCCAUGGACGUAGAUCAGUACUACCAGGCGAUGGCCGUGGACAACACCCAGCCGAUGCAAAUGCUGCCCCCCGAGAUGCAUCAUCAAGCGUAUGGCUACUUUCCGGAUCCUACGCCGAUGCUUUGCGACGGCGUCGACGAAGCCUCUUUAUUCCAGGCUAACACUAACAUGCAUAUGCUCGCUAAUGGCGUUGUACCCGAUCCAAGCCCUUCACUGUACGAACAGCUCAUCAACGAUGGGGAGGUAGAGCUUCCUGCUAUCAUCAGGGACAUUGAGCGUGGGGACAACGCUGGUGCUGCCGGUCCUGCUGCGCUUAACGACGUGCACCCUGUCAAGGAGGACGUCUUCUUCCGGCCAAUCAUCCGCAGCCAACUCGACUGCUCCCGGUGCCGCUCAGUCCGGGAAGUCGUGUGUCUAGAUGAGAGGCGGAAGAUGCAUUUCAUGGUGCAUGCCUCGGACCCGGGGAUGAUUUUCCAGCAUGCGAUCGUCGAUCGUAUGUCCAUUCGUGAAGAUGGUCAGCUUCAUACGGAUGUCCUGCUGCACCAUGAUCUCCGCGGGCGCAACCACGAGUGGGUUCACAACUUUAUAGAACGCAGCGUGGAGAUGAUGAAAAGAAACCGCGGGCAGAUGCAAGACACGUGGUCUAGCAACUACGCGGCAGUCUGCACCAACGUCGCCACGGCGCCACCGCCGAGCAACCAUGCGCGCAUGGAGGAGCUCGGGGCUAUGUUGCAUAAUAUACUUUCAGCCCCUGCUUCAACUAUUGCUGCUCAGCCAGUCGUCACGCCGCAGGAACAACAAACCACAGAUGCUCCAGGGGUAGCGGAAGCAGCAGCCCCUCAAGCUGCAGUCACGCCGCAGGAACAAGAAAACACUAGCGAUGGUCCAGGGGUAGCGGAAACAGAAGCCCCUGAAGCUGCUGAUCCUGCAGUCACGCCACAGGAACAAGGAGAAAACACCAAUGCUCAAAGGGUUGCGAAAGCAGCAGUCACUGAAGCUGCUGAGUCUGCGGUCACAGCGCCACGGGAACAAGAAACCACCGAUGCUCCAAAGGUAGCGGAAACUGCAGUCCCUGAAGCUGCUCAGCCUGGGGUCACGGCGCCGCAGGAACAAGAGAACAUCGAUGCUCCUCCAGAGGGAGCUGAAGCAGCAGGUCCUCAAGCUGUUCAGCCUGCAGUCUCACAGAAGGAAGAAAACAAGGAUGCUGGAGCCGUAUUUGCUCCUUUUAACUGGGAAGGAUUCCAACCAGAAAUAUUCGAGUCUUCUCUGCUUGUUCCACCAUAUGAUCCAGAGUCCGGUACCAAUGUGUUGUUGUACCCAAGCCUGGUGGAGCAACUACGCAAGACCGAACUCGAGAGGAAGGAAAGCAAGAGGCUUUCCAAAAUUGGUUCUGGAUACAACGACGUCAAUUGUAUCAAUAGAAAGAUGACGAAACUCCAGCAAACUGCAGCUAGAGUUGGCCCGAGGGGGCUGUUCGCAAUUAAGCAGAAGAUGGAAACGUACAAGCGCGAGAAGGCGGACCUUUAUGACAUGAUCAACAAAGCGAUCCAGGAGAAUGAGAGGGGCGGCAACAACGGUGCUGGUCCUUCCAACCGUGCAGAGCCUUCAAACAGGGCUGGUCCUUCUAAUGAAGCUGAUACAUCGAACGAUGCUGCCAGUCCUUCCAACACUGCCAUUCCUUCUUCGGAUGGUGCUGGUACAUCAAACGAUGCUGACGGUCCUUCCAACUCCGCCAUUCCUUCCUCCGACGGUGCUGGUACAUCAAACGAUGUUGCCGGUCCUUCCAACGCUGCCAUUCCUUCUUCCGACGGUGCUGGUAUAUCAAACAAUGAUGCCGGUCCUUCCAAGUCCAACACUUCCAUUGUUCCCUCUUCCGACUGUGCUGGUCCUUCUGGCAGCAAGUAG
Messenger RNA from Miscanthus lutarioriparius, 2391 nucleotides. Lineage: Eukaryota; Viridiplantae; Streptophyta; Magnoliopsida; Poales; Poaceae. The record is from the annotation of a GenBank genome assembly.